AUGCCAACACCAAUACCGCUAACGAAAGCCAAGAACCCGCCGCCACUGCCCCAUGAGAUGCACAACAACAUCAAUGCCCAUUAUGGUGGCAGUGCGGCCCUCAGCAAUCAUCAACCUCAUCCGCAUGCGCAUCCACACACUCACCAUCAGCAGCAGCAGCAGCAGCAGCAACAACAGCAAGCGCAGCAGCAGCAACAUCCGAACACCAAAUCGCCCAACACGAUCAGCAACACACAAGCAACACCAACCGGAGGAGCAGCAGUAACAACUGCGAGCAAGCAACAACCACCGGGAAACACCAACACACCAACGAAAGCUUCGCGUGAGGCCACUCCCACAAGGGAUCAGCAUCAGCAACAUGUCACGCCCACACGCGAGCACCAGCAGCAAACGCCCACCCGCCAGCAGCAACUGCAACGCGAGCAACAACGUGAACAACGCGAGCAACAGCGUGAACAACGCGAACAACGCGAGCAACAACGUGAACAACGCGAACGACAGCAACAUUUGCGCGAGCAACGCGAACAACGCGAGCGGGAGUACCAACACGACCACGAACAACACCACCACCACCACGAACAACACCACCACCAACACCAUCGUGACCACCACGAGCAACAACUACACCAACAACACCACCACCACCAUCACCAUCACUCAUCUGGAUCACAGCAGCAACAGCAGCGCUACAGCAGCAGCAACAGCUACAAAUCUCAUAAUAAUUCCGUUUACCAGUAAGGAGAAACCGAGAAACAACUAAGUCAAAAAUGCAAUUCUAGCAAUUGGAGCAACAAUUUUUUGGAAACAUUCUUUCAAAACUGCAACAGCAAUUCAAUCAGUAAACAGUUUAAUUGUGCUACCUAUGUUUAAAACGAAAACCAAAAGACCUCUGCCCCUCAUGCACGCCUCCUUCUUCACUGAACACAACGCGCUUGACAGAAUAUCUAUACAAAAUUAACCCCCAAAAUGGAACCCGAAAUUUCCCGGCUAUAUCCUAAUUGAACUAUUUUUUAUGAGUCACCAUAUCUCGCUUUAGUAGGCCCCCUAGUAAUGUGUUUAUUUGUUGUAGCUGAAGAGAUGCCUUUACCAAAAAAAGAAAGCAAAGGGUCUGUGAGACCUGUUCGUAAGAAAUCCCUUAUAAGUUUCUUUUUUUUUCAGUAAGAAAUAUUAAACAAUUUCAAAAAUAUCAAAUGUAAAAUUUUACCACUGCCGAGGUUAAAGAAAAAGUAAAAAGAAAAAUCAAGGGCAUCUCUCUACCUCACUUGGCUUUCCGUUCCAUGUGUCUGCCCACAGAACUCUCUCCUAAUACUAGAACCAAGAACCACUCCGAUCCUCAACUAGAAUAUCCAGAGACAAGACCUAUCCAGACCUUAGGCCUCCUAAGAACCUCUAUCGAACCACGCGCUAGUCGAAUUGUGUAAAUCUGUGUAAACUCUAAAACAUAUUAUUGUAUGAUUAUUAUUACUAUUGAUUAUCAAGCGAGCAACGUAGCCUAGACCGUUAGUCAUUACUUGUUUAAACUAGUGACCGGACAACAAGUUUUGGUUCACGAGAUUACUGUAAGAGCAAUGUUAUUUGAUGAUAUACCCACAAGAGCCCCCAAAAGGAAGAGCAACCACAACCCAAAUAAGGCAUACAUUAAGAAAAUCAAGAGCUUAACAUGUUUAAAAUGAACAAGUAAAAUAUCUAAAAAUCCCUUAAACAGUAAGCAAGCAGAAGACGAUGCAGAGAAGAAUUGUGAAAAAAAGAUUAAAGGCACAGACACUGUAAAAUAUAAAAAUAACCAGAAAACUAGUAACGAAUUAUCGCUUUUGUUAGAUUCAAACACACACUAACACACACGAACACACGUAUGCACGGCACUCACACACACACACUCGCAUGCAUAUUGCCAAAUUGAUUGUAUUUACAGCAGCAAAUUGAAGAAAAACUAAGAAAAAACCAAGAACAAACAAAAAUGAAGCCCACCUAAGCAAAGAGAUAAUUUGUAAAAAUUUAAAAUAAUCUUAAAAUUAAAUCACAAAAAAUGUAAAAAGCUAUAAAUAUAUAUUUAAAGAAGGAAGCCACAAGAACACACACACACACACGAGAACACUUACACUAACACCCACUCAGAAAUAAUUAGCCCAGAAAGCGCAUCAAUUCUAAAUUUUAACCAAAAUAUCAAAAUAUAUACCCGCAGUGUUGUGAGGUUCAUCGAAGUUUCUGCAUUCUGACAUCGACUGAAAUUCUCACACAUUAAAUUUGAAUUUAUUUCUUGACUAUAUUUAUAGUCCUUCGCAUUCCUUGAUCGAUCUGACAACACCGCAAGGCAUAUCCCUGUUAUUAGUACAACUUAAACUGCACACUGCACAAUUUUUGAAUGUUUGUUAAAUGUUUUAAAGAGCAAAAGCCGACACCAGGAAAAUUCGCUGCAAAAUUGUAUUCUCCUCACCGAAAAACUAACCAAGAAAAGUCCCUCGCACCCCAGAAUCGAUCCCAAAACCCAAUUCCAACCCAGAGAAAAAUGGUAAACGAAUUAUGAAACUGCUAGGGCAGAAGGACAUCUAUGUCUGCUCUGCCACUAAAAAUGCAAAAAUAACAUUAACGCUGUAGAGACAAGAAGAAAUUAACGCUUAAAAUUUGAGGUUGAUUGGCAUUAAGUAAAAGUUAAACGAUGUUGAAGCAGGAAGAGCCGAGCCGACAGGGCGCGAUCACGAGCAAGUAAAAAAUUAUAAAACAACUUAAAGCAGGCACGAUGAACAACCGAUAGUGCUGACUAUAACUUCAUACGUAUUGUGUAAAAUAUUAGCAAAAGACGAAUUCCUUUUUAUAGAUCAAAAACCAAAGAAACCAACGUAUUUUUCGCUCUCUCUAUCUUUCACCUUCGAUUAUACGAUCUACGAUCUACGAUCUACGACCUACGAUCUACCUAUUAUAUCUGUCACUCACUCAAUCAGUCAAUCGUUCAGUCAAUCGUUUCGGCAAGUUUGUUGAUUUCGUUUGUUGUGUGUGAAAGUGUUUGAAAUAAAACGAAACCUUUGCAUGUCACAAGAGCAAUUUGUUCACCCUGAGUCCCCCCAAAAGAAGGUUAUCUUUGUGUCUAACGAUGUGUAUAGGGCAUGGUUCCCAUGCCGGGCUUGUUUUCAUCAUCUCAAAUCUUCGAAACGAAAACUACUCCUCUGCUUAACUCUCUCUUAUUAACUCUCUUUAUGUAUGUGUCUGUGUGGAAAGUAAUUAUACAAAAUUAUUAAAAUUGAAAUUGAAUCGUUAUAUGAGGUAUUGUACUUGUAUUUUUGUUGACUAUUAUGUAAUUAAACGCUUUACUGAAUAUCAGUUGUGUACAUUUUUUAGCUAAAAGAAAAAAUUAAAAACCAAAUUCAAGCAAAGAAGCUUAUGCUGUUACUUAUUGUUAGUGAAUUUACCGCAAAAAGAAUGAAACAAAAAUCUAAGAAAAACCAAGAACUCAAGUUAAAUUUUCAAAAAUUUAUAAAAAACUAUAAAAUCAUUUUGCAACGUUCAUGCGUGACGAGAAGCAUCAAGGGGAUUGCCUUGUGGACGACGCACUUACGCCUUUGUAUAUUGCGAUACAUUUUGAUGAGAAGGCUUAACUUAAACUUUGAGAACUACCAGAUAAAUAUCUAUUUAAUAUAAUGUAUACAUGCAUACAAGCAAACAUAUAAACAUAUACCGUAUAUAAAACGUAUGCUAAACUAUAUCUAAAUUGUAAACGACAAUGAGAAGCAAUUUUAAGCAAAAUGAAGAAACCAUUUCAAUUUCAACUUCAAUACCCCCACAUGCAACACACUCGGAUGAGGAAACCAUUUAUGUGAAUUAAUAUGUAUAGAACUAUAUGUAUAACUAUGAUUACAAACAGCAACAAGGCUAUCUAUAUGCUAUGCUAAUGAAAGGGUAAACGGCAUUUAAACUCAUUCAACCAAAACAAACAGAGACCGCAUCACACGGGAAGGAAAUGAAAGCUUAUAAAUACCAUAUAGAACCGUAUAUGUACCAUACCAUAUAGAUCCACAAGCCAUGUACCACGUAAAUAUCGUAUCGUAUAUAGCAAUAGCAGUUAGUUAUAGUCGAUAUGGAUAGCUAAAUUACCGAAUAGCAAAGCCUCAGCCGAAGCAAACUUGUUGUACGAUUAAGAUUGAGCUAGACUUUUAACCAGAGAUAAUCCAACUUGUAGAUAUAUCGAUAUAUCACAUAUGAAGUGUAUGAUUGUGUAUAUUACCGGAUAACAGAAGAACUCUUAUGAUUUCCAGGUCUCGCUUUUGAGUUGAUCCUACGUAAAGACCCCGACAAAUAUAUAUCAAGUCCCCAGAAACUAAAAAAAACCCCUAAUACAUUCAGACCAGACCACAAAAAGAACUACAACCAAAACAAACUGUGCCACCUAGUACAUACAUAACAAGAAAUGGUUAUAUAUCUGUAUCUGCUAUAUAGACACGAUAAACACAUGAAUUAAACACUGACAUGUACUAUACCUAGAUAUAUUAUAUAGAGAGAAGGAAAACAUUCAAUGCUCACUUUUAUAUUUUUUAUCAUACAUACAUACCUAUAUCGAGAAAGCUGAUAAAAGGACACAGGACGAAGCACCGUAAGAACCACUGAACCACAAAACCAAACAAACAUAGGAAAAUUCUCAUGCCCAAAAGAAUAUAUUUAUAUAUAGUGUACACGUUCUAUAUGCCUAGAUAUGCGUUCCAUUGCUUUUUAGAGCCAAUUUGCUUUGCUUGCGAGACAAAAUCCCCUGGAAAACCCACGUACUUCGUUUUUAUUUCAACCCAUCCGAACCCCUUCAAGACGACAAUUAGGAACGAUAACACCAGGCAUUAACGCAAAAGAUCGAGCUAAACUAGUGCUUAGUGUUUAAAUAUAAACAAUUUCAAUGAAAGUAUUUCAGUUGUGUAUAUUGUAAAGAACAAUUAUAAAUGAACAAAUAUAAAGUUAAACAUUUAAAAGAUAAUUCAAAAAAUUUAUUGAAACAUUAAUAAAAAUAAUUGUAUUUAUCAAAAUUAAUACGAAACAAAUCUAAGGCAUUAGCAUAGCAAAAAAGAUAAUGGUAUACAUAAAUUGAAAUGAAAAUGAACACAAAAAGCGCUGAUUUAAUAUUAUAUUAUUAAUUAUAUUAUUGCAAACAACAAAGUGAAAAACAAAUGAUAUUGUCCUUGGUAUUUACAUAUACAUAAAGAAAAACAACAAAAAAUAAGAAAAAUAAAAAGAAAACGUUUUUUUA
This is a messenger RNA of Drosophila biarmipes, 5221 nucleotides long. RefSeq names its product putative cyclin-dependent serine/threonine-protein kinase DDB_G0272797/DDB_G0274007. Lineage: Eukaryota; Metazoa; Arthropoda; Insecta; Diptera; Drosophilidae. The transcript has a single exon. Bases 1 to 738 code for a protein of 245 amino acids. The record is from RefSeq and is a predicted model, not a curated record.